CUAGUAUCAUGAUAUUGAUUAUGUAUCGCGACCAUAUGUAGGCCGCCAUGCUUGGCCUGUAGAAACCAUUUCUGGCAUCUUGUUGGUUGGCGCCCUAGGGCCCGCGCUGAUAUAAAAAGCGGCUCCAUAACGUAUACAGUAGUGCGUCCCAAUUGGAUGCCUGCGAGAGGCUGCCCAGCUGGCACACCGCCCCUGUCUGUCGCCGCGCAGACGACGCUGAGGGCGUCGCUUGCACCAGCGCUGCCAUCCAAGCAGGUGCCCCGCCGGCAAUCGCUGCUCCCCGGGGUGUCGCUGGUAGCUUCCCUCCAAUCAUCAGCCGUCGCCGGUACUGCCGCCUGUGUGAGCAAACAGCAGCAGCAGCCGCGCGGCAGCCGUGUUGCAGCCGCCUGCCGCCCCGCUCUAGACGCCGACGCGGCUGCCGCUCCAGCGGCUGUAGCAGCUGAGGACGCCGCGGCGGCGUCAGGGCGCGCCCACAACAAGCUUGACGGCAGCAUCCCUGGCGGUGCCGCCGUCAUAGCAUCUGCCAGCUCCUACCAAAGACCCUCCUCCACCAGCGUACCGCCAGCGGCAUCACCUAUGGAGAGCCCUGAAGGUGAACCGGAAGCAGCGGCGGCCGCUCCUGUUGGCGACUCGGCCGCGACCGCGGCUGCGGCCGGCAAUCCGGCAGCGACCAAGGGCGGCCACCGUGGCGUGCUGGGCGCCGGCGGGCCGCCGGGCAGCUCGUUACACACGAGCAAGCGCGUGCCGCGGUCGAUGGUCGUACAGGCGGCGGCGGUGGUGCCCGCCGCAGCGGAGCCGCCGCCGGCGCAAGCAGCUGGCGGCGGUGACCAUGAAGAGGCGGCGACGACGACGGCGGCGGCGGCGGCGGCGGCGGCGGCGGCGGCUCCCACCGGCCUCCCCCAGUUGAUGCAACAGCUGUUUCCGGAGUUUUGCCCCAGUCUGACCGCUGCCAAGAACCUGGUCCGGCGGCGGCUGGUGAUCCUGGUGCCGGCGGCGGAGAUUGCAGCAGCAGCGGCAGCAGCAGCAGCCGCCACAACCAACAUGGAAGCUAACGCGGCAGGCACCGCAGCCGGCGCAGCCGCAUCCCUGGACGGGGCUCUCGCAGAAGCAACAGCAGUCGGGUCCAGGCCGCACCCGGCAGGCGUGCUGGUGGCAUCAAUCGCCGUUGCCGCAUCGCCAGGAGACGUGAUCCAAAUCCUGGCCCGCCAGGGAACCGGGAGUUUUUCCUGGACGGGUGGCGUGCCAAACCCCUCCAACUCCCCGAAUCCACCGUCACCACCUGUCGUACAUGCCAGUGGCGGCGGCGGCGCCCCGGAAGGCGGCGGCCCAGUGGCGGCGGCGGCGGCGGUGCCGGCGGCGGCGGCGCUAUCGGCGGCGGUGGCGGCCGCGGCGGCGGCGCUGCCUGGUGUGCCGGUGGCGUACGAGGACGACCACCUGGCGGUGGUGAUCAAGCCGCCGGGGAUUGAGACGCAGGGCGGGGGUCCGGGCAGUGUGCAGGGGCGCAUCAAGUACUGCCUGCGACCCACACCCCUGGUGGGCGCGCUGAACCGGCCGCAGCAGGUGCACCGGCUGGACCUGCCCACGGGCGGGCUGCUGCUGGUGGCCAAGACCACGGCGGCGCUGAGGAGCAUGGCGGCGGACCUGGCGCACCGCCGCAUGAGCAAGAGGUACUGUGCGCUGGUGCGCGGCGUGCGGACAGGCAGCGGCGUCAUUGACCUGCCGCUCGGCGGCAAACACUGCGUCUCCUCAUUCGCCGUGCCGCCGCCACCCGCACCACCUGCGGCGGCGGCGCCGCCGCCGCCGCCUGCAAAUACGGCCGUGGCCGCCGCCGAAGGCGGCGGCACGUCUUCGGCAGCAGCCGCAGCCGCAGGCAGCGCCACCGGUGGCGGCGGCGCCGCCGCCGACGUCAGCAGCGGCCCACAGCAGCAGGUGGUGAGUGUGGCCAGUCCGCGGCACGGCGCCCUGACGCGGGUGCUGCUGUGGCCGCACACGGGCCGCACGCACCAGCUGCGGAAGCACAUGGCCUACACAGGCACGCCAAUCCUGGGUGACGCACGCUACCGCGCCGGCCGCUCCGCCGCCGGAGCCAAGGUGGCGGCGGCUCGGGGCCUGGCGGCGGCGCAGGCGGGUGGUGGUGGCGGUGAAGGAAACGGCGACGGUGGGGAGCCGGCAACUGUUUCGCGUGGUGGAAAUGGUAGCGAGGGAGAGGAGGCCGCGGCGGGAUUGGAGUUUGAGGCGGCGGUGGCAGCGAGGGGCGCGAGUGCGGAGCAGGAGAGAGGCGGUGAAGGCGAAGGUGAAGGGGAAGGCGCGGGAGCAGGCGACGGCAAUGGCGGUGGCGGCGCCAGUGACAGUGAAGUGGAGGAGGUGGGUGCGCUGGUGAAAGAGGAUGGCGAGGACUGGUGGAGGGUCUCACGCAAGGGUGCCGCUGCCGACAUUGACGGCAAUAGCAGCGUUGGCGGCGGCGGCGGCGACGAUGGCGGCGGUGACGGUGGCGGCGGUGGUGGCGAUGGCGGCUGGCAGGUGUACCGGCCGCCGGUCGAUGCGGCGUGGGCGCGGCGCGUUGCGGCACAGACAGCCAGAGGCUGCGCUGCCGCCAGCAUCGGCUGUAGCAGUGAGGGCGCCGGUGGCGGCGUAGGCGAGGGAGCGGAGGGCGGCAGUAGCAGCACCGCUCCCAGCGGGCAGUCGGGCGACUUCUUGAGCGACGGCACGCCCGUGUCGCUGUGCCUGUGGGCGGUGGGGCUGCGCUUCCGGCACCCCAUCACGGGGGGGCGCAUGGAGGUCGACAUUGGCGGCUGGGCGGACGCCGUGUACGACGAUAUAUUGGCGAGGGAGGCGGCGGCGGCGGAGGUGGCUGCGGCGGCGGAGGUGGCUGGCGUGGCGGAGGCGGAGGCGGCGGGCGUGGGUGCGGCAGAGGCGGUGGUGCUGGCUGAUGAGUAGUGGCAGUGUUUGUGGGAGGCAAGCACUUGGAGCGAGGGUGGACACAUUGUCGUGAUUGCUGGCGACACGAAGGAUGCACGAGGGAUGCACGUUGUGCGGUUUCCGUUCCUCGUGUUGUAAACACACAAGGAAUGCGUGCGCAAGUUUACUGAGGGACGCAAGGACGUGGCUGCGGCGGGCCACGCGCCAGGGCCGGACGCGGACACGGCCCACGUGAUCUACUGUGGUCCAGGUGGUGCUGGGGUGGUUGAGUGCAACUGACUGCUGGUUGAAUACUAACUGACAAUACAACUGUCACUGUAACUGUCACUGUAAGUUGAAACGGCU
Molecule: messenger RNA, 3264 nt
Organism: Chlamydomonas reinhardtii
Lineage: Eukaryota; Viridiplantae; Chlorophyta; Chlorophyceae; Chlamydomonadales; Chlamydomonadaceae
Exons: 6
Coding region: 157-2937 (926 amino acids)
Biological process (GO): pseudouridine synthesis
Molecular function (GO): RNA binding; pseudouridine synthase activity
Source: RefSeq, a predicted model, not a curated record